UCCCGGAAAACCAGCUAGUUGCGCGAGCGCGGAAAUUCGGACGCGAAGUUACCACGAACGAUAUUACGUGCCUCGAAAGUUGACUGUUUCGGUGACGUUAAAUAAAUAUAACAACCCCCACGUCCAGGGUACGGAUAACGUUUCACAUCAGAGUACGUUUUAAAGUGUUCCGUGGACUAAAAAUUCGAUUACCCGGAACCGGGGAGACGAUGGCGAUAUAAAAAUGGCCGCGUUAAAAUUCGUGACGUCGGCGAUGACGCCGAGCGUCCGCUUCUAUCUCGUCGUCGUCGUGGCCGCGGGCGCAGUGGCCGCGUUGCAAGAGGAAUGGACCGGGGGCAACGUGGAAGAGCCGGAGUUCGCAACCCCCAUACAUAAUUUAACCAUCCCCGUCGGCAGAGAGGCAGUCCUGUCGUGCACAGUCAAUAAUCUGGGGAAAUAUAAGGUGGCUUGGGUAAGGGCAGAGGACCAGACCAUUCUAAGUCUCCACACCAAGGUGGUCACACAUAAUAAUCGUAUCGCGGUAACCCACGAUAACCUAAGCACGUGGCAGUUGCGGAUCAGACAGUUGAAAGAGACGGAUCGUGGCUGCUACAUGUGCCAGAUCAACACCGCUAUAAUGAAGAUUCAAAAGGGUUGCUUGGACGUCUAUGUUCCGCCGGACAUAAUCAAUGACGACACAAGUGGGGACCUCUCCGUGGCCGAAGGUGAAAACGCAACCCUUUGGUGCAAAGCUACCGGUCACCCGCUGCCGCGUAUCACCUGGAGGAGGGAGGACGGUCAGCCGAUCACACUAAGAAAAGGUCUAAGGGAAUAUACUAGAGUCGAAGCCUACAACGGGACGAAUCUCCAUUUUUGGAAACUAGAGAGGAGACAGAUGGGAGCUUACCUCUGUAUCGCUAGCAAUGACGUCCCUCCAGCUGUCAGCAAAAGGAUUGCACUCAACGUUAACUUCGCGCCGGUGAUAAAAGUGCCGAACCAGCUGCUUGGCGCACCCCUCAAUACCGACGUGCAACUAGAGUGUUACGUCGAGGCGUUCCCCAACACUAUCAAUUACUGGAUUAAAAACAGGGGCGAGAUGCUAUUGAACGGGAGCAAGUACACCAUACGCGAAGAUAGGAGCGGCUAUAAGGUGUUUAUGUGGCUCAUCAUCAGGUCGUUUUCGCCGGCAGACAUCGGCACUUACAACUGCGUCUCUACGAAUUCGCUGGGACGCGCGGAAGGAACGCUGAGGCUUUACGAAAUCAAAGUCACCCCAGGCAGCCCUCACGACAGUCAUAUGAGUAUCGUAGGCGGUCUGGCAGAACCUGCGAGAGGUCACAUCACCAACCGGUGUUCCAUCACAACAUCGUCAUCUACUCUCGUCGUCAUCGCCUAUAUUUUGACGGUAAUGGAAAGUUGUACAAGGGUUAGAUGAUUUAGCUGCGUUAUUUUGGAAGGGGGUGUUUCGUAUUUGUGGCGGACGCGCCGGGAUAUUGGAAAUUACGUUUUUCUUCGUGGGGCGACUGUGAUAAUUUUCUUAGGCCCCGGCUCAAUUGUUCAAGUUCGUCGACAGCAUUAAGAGUUGUAUUAAAAUUAACGGCCAAAUAUUAGUUCGUUUAUUACAAAAGAUUGUAUACGACUCGCAGGUUUGUUAUUGAUAUUGUUAAAAUAAAUCCUGUACAUUUUGCUCAGUGCCCGCUCCUAACCGAAGAGUUGUGAACUAUACAUAUUUGUACAUAACGCGUAACUCCGUUAGUGUACCUACUCGUGUUAGUUGUAAGUAUCAAGUUCAGCAGUUGUAUAUACGUAACAGGUGACCCAAACUUAACUUGCGAAAUUUUACCGUGUUGUUCAAAUUUCGACGCUAUAGUUCAGGACAGUGUCUUCUUGAUGAAGGAUUUCUCGACCUAAUUAAGAGAUGCGGAACACAGUGAUGUUUUUCUACGUUAAGUUCGGAUCACCCUAUUAAAUAUAGUUUCUCUACCGUGUGUCUACCGAAUACUUAGGCGUUGACUGGUAUGUUGUAAAAUAACAUCAGCAAGGGUUUUCAGGCCUAAUUCAUUUGCCCUUAUGCUCAAUUACUAUUGUCCUGUAUGUAUGUACGGGUACAGUCGUAAAUACCUAUUGACAUGUUUUCUUUGGUGUGUACAGGUUCAUUUAUACGCGGUGCCGCAUAUAGGACGCCGCAUCUUUUGAGCGAAUCUUUUCUAUAAAAGUUCAGUUUUAAUUUUAGACUCCUUAUGGCUUCUCAUCCGCAAAUCGAUGUAUAAAACGCAGGUGUGCAGUAUUUUCUAUAAAUAAAUUUUUUUUGAAUGACUGAUGUGUUUGGAGACUUUCCUCUCGUCUAUUCGCGAAUUUGUUCCCCGAUGGUGGCGCUGCUAACAGUAAACAAACAAUACGAUAAAAAUACCUACCAAACUCUAUAUACCUCCAUGAGACCGACUACAGCGAAAUCAGACACACACAGUACUAAAUCUAAAAUCCAAAAAAUCUGAAUUUGAUGGUAUAUGGGCGGAAACACUCAAAGAGUAGAUUUUAUUGUGAAACCCCUCAAAAAUUGUAAAAACGGCUAUAGUUCGACCACUGUAUAAAUCUGGCGACAAAACAAAACCAACAAAUUAUAGACCAAUCUCCUGACUCUCAAACUUCGCAAAAAUUUUUGAAACAAUAAUAAAAAAGGGAUUGUUAGCUUUUUGAAAAAUUUAAUCCACCCAAGAUGCCAUUACAAAAUCUAUAAAUCAUUGGAUAUAAAUCUUAAAUCACUUUGCAUUUAUUUAGAUAUUAAGAAAGCAUUCGAUAGGGUAAAUCAGAAGAAGUUGAUUGACGUUUUGGUAGGUAUUGGAUUUAGGGAAGUAGCCUUAAAUGUGUCAUCUAAGAUGGUGUGCUUAGUUGUGAAAGGAAGGUUGAAUAUGGGGUUCCACAAGGAACUUGUUGAGUCUCUUUGUUCCGUACUUUAACGAUAUGUUCAAAUGAGUAUAUUUUCAAUUUUACAACUUUUCAAAAACUGUUUUCCUCCCAUUCUGCUGUGAUUCGCGUACCUUUCAAUAAAACACCUAAAAAUGUUGUAUAGUGCAUUAGCUGAAACACAUCUCACAUACGGUCCCUUGGGGUGGGGUGGUUGGACUAAUAACUACUACAGAAAAAUUGAAAGCGGAACCUUUGACAAGCUGAUUCUACUUGCAUAAGCGGUAAUAAAGCAGUAUUCGGUUUAUACAAAAUGAUAUAAGAACAUCUUUAUUGUACAUGUAAUUUUAAUUCGGUGUACCGCAGGGACCGAUAAAGGGCAUUUUUAUUAUGUUUUUAAUCAACAUAAACUAUACAAUAUAAACUUAUUUCCGAUUUGGAUUAAUAUGUUUGCAGCCAGGAAUAUCAUUCAAUUGUAAAAUGGCAACAAAUACCUUACCCGUAACUAGUAGUUUUUGUUGGCCCCUCUACAUUUGAGUAGUUCUAAGGUUAAGAAAAAACAAAUUAAGUUUUUAUCCCAUAUUUCAGCGGAACCGAUAAAAUGACCUUUUUUAUGAAAUAAUAAACAAGGCUUCAUAACUUUCUUAUACCAUGCUUUUAAGGCAUACCUUGUGCAUUAAUAACUAUGUAAUCUACAUAUGUGAC
Molecule: messenger RNA, 3588 nt
Organism: Cylas formicarius (sweet potato weevil)
Lineage: Eukaryota; Metazoa; Arthropoda; Insecta; Coleoptera; Brentidae
Product: lachesin-like
Exons: 11
Coding region: 224-1414 (396 amino acids)
Cellular component (GO): neuron projection
Source: RefSeq, a predicted model, not a curated record